Messenger RNA from Thermothelomyces thermophilus ATCC 42464, 1080 nucleotides. RefSeq lists its product as uncharacterized. The coding region runs from base 148 to 975 and encodes 275 amino acids. Gene Ontology annotation, cellular component: transcription factor TFIIH holo complex. Lineage: Eukaryota; Fungi; Ascomycota; Sordariomycetes; Sordariales; Chaetomiaceae. The record is from RefSeq and is a predicted model, not a curated record. The transcript has 2 exons.
CACAACCUGAGCAACAUCGUUACUUCCAUUGCUGACUUGGCGCGCCUGAAGCUAUAUUCAGGUCUCGGCAUUCCGUUUUGUCUCUACUUACGACCAUGCAAUGUAUCUGUGAUCGCUUCAUAAAACCACAAACACCAGAAUCCGAACAUGGCUGAGAACGCAACCUCUCCCGCCGCCGGCGGAUUUCUGCCUCAAUCACUGCCGUCACCGGCGCCGACGGCGUCUACGGUCAGCACAAGACCUGUUGGCCUACCGCACCCGCGUUCGCGCGCCCUACGCCCCGGCUCUGCCAAAGAGGAUCAGGUGCGGAAUUUUAUCUCGGACCGCAUGGCCCACAUCACGCGGCGGUUUGUCAAGAAAGUCGGCGCGGCCUCACUCGGCGACAAGGUGGAUGACCAGAUGAUGGACGAGGAGGAGGUGGAGGGCUACAACUCGCUGGACGAGCUGUGUAAGGACCUGAACGAAGUAAUCCGCAUUGUGUGGCUGUCCGGAACCCCAAACUUACAAAUACCCUCCCUCCUCAACAUUGCCAGUGAAUUCAACACCUGGAUGACUGGCUUCCCGCCCUCUGAAACAGCAGCGUUUGAUAUUUUGCACAAGCUUGACCACUGCUUUGCCAGCUUGCUCUCGGGAGAGGACAUCGAGAGCCACGAGCCCCUUCCCGGGUUUGAGAACGGGCUUCGGAGCGGGAUGACCCGGACGGAUAUGGUCCGGUGCAAGAGCACGGUCCAGAAUGCCCGCGUUGUGGUUGUUGAUGUCAUGAGCAAGCGGCGCCCCGGGAACGUCCAGGAGGUGCCGGCGGACGAGACGGAGGAGAGCGGAACCGAAGGGCCCGGCGGGUUUAAUGACAGUGCUUGGGACGAUAAGGAGAGUCUGUACAUGGAUGUGGCUAGGGUCUACGAGAACACGCUGGUCAAGCUAGGGGACACGAUGGGGGAGUCAGGUAUAGCAGACACUGAGAUGUCGGCAGAAUAGAGACAACCUUGUUCAACCGGUGCCAGCGUUCAUAUGCGUUUCCCGAGGAAACAAACGAUCAAACACACUUAACCUGUGGGGAAUCAGCCGGCCCGUUGGUGCAAC